Molecule: messenger RNA, 3157 nt
Organism: Actinia tenebrosa (Australian red waratah sea anemone)
Lineage: Eukaryota; Metazoa; Cnidaria; Anthozoa; Actiniaria; Actiniidae
Biological process (GO): telomere capping; regulation of telomere maintenance via telomerase
Cellular component (GO): nuclear telomere cap complex; chromosome, telomeric region
Molecular function (GO): G-rich strand telomeric DNA binding; telomerase inhibitor activity
Source: RefSeq, a predicted model, not a curated record
CAAUAUCGUUCUUUUUUACCACUUCGUGUUAUUUUCGUUUUCGCGCCACAAAACAAGAUGGCGGUUUGUUUGUGAAACAUACGUUUUGUGGAAAAAAGUAUGUUCAUUUCUUAAUGGCGGCCGUCGUAAGAAUCAAAAAUAAUAGAUUUGUAAGAAUUAAUUUACAAAAUAAGGACGCUAGAUAUUUUUCUUUUGGAGAAAUCGCUAAACCAGGCGUUCUUCAUGGAUACAUUAAAGGUGUUGUACAAACUACRUAUCCAUUGUUUGACCAUACUUAUUAUGGCAAGAUGCGUAAAAUAAUACUUGCAGAAACCAGAGACGAUGGUGAUGAUGAUGAUGAGUGCCUUGAGUUUUCAAUAUUCACUCGUGGAACUGUUGCUGAAAAAUGUGCGGAAAUUAAAGAAGGGGAUUUUCUUCUGCUGGAAAACCCGUUUUUCGAACUAUCACAUCCUCAAAAGCCCAAUUUACACAUUACUGGAGACAAAAGAUGUUCAGAUAUUUGUAUUUGGGAUAUCAACAAUAAAAGCAGAUUGCUAGUUGGACAUGAGGAAAACGGUCGUGAAAGGAAUAUUGAGACUAGUGUCAGUACGACAGAUCAGGAACAUGAUUGUACUGAUGAUAUGGAUGUAUCCAUCUCUGAUGGUGAUGUCCCAUUGUCCAUGGACCAAGCAAAUGCAGCAAAUUUGGCAAAAUCACCCAGAACUACAAGCAGCGAUGAUGUUGCAAAACGUCCAAGGCUUCCAAGAGGUAGUGCUAUAAAAAAGAAUGGUCCAAGUCAGUCUUCAAGGCUUCCAAAAAGUAGUGUUAUAAAGAAGACUGCAAAGACUGACUCUUCUAGCGGAACCACUGAUGUUGCAAAGUCUCCGAGGCUUACAAGGAGAAGUGCUUUAAAAAAGAAUGUUUCAAGUCAGUCUCCAAGGCUUACAAGAAGCACUUCCGCAAGAGGAAAUAAUACAAGUACUAAAAAGUCAUCUCAGGAAAACAAAUAUUCUUCUGCAUCUCAGUCAGAAAGACCUUUGACUAGAUCUGCUGCAAGGAAGACAACAGAUAGGGAUACAGUUUCCUCGCCACCACGAAAAAGGAAAAGAAAGUUUCAACUUGGCCCAAAAGGAUCGUCAAGCUCACCUAGCAACUCUCCUGAGCUGAGAAAUGUGGUAGCACUUGAAGAUCAACCAAGGAAAAGCCCUAGAAAAGAAAAUACACCCCAGUUACAAACAAGUAACACUAAAACUGCUAAAAAAUCAUUACCUCUAAAAACUACUGAUGAAAUUGGUGGAUCAAGUAAAGGUUCACCUAGUCCUUUAGAGCCUCCCAAGGGUAUUAUUUCAACGGAAUCAGGCCGGGAGAAUGAAGACAAAGAAGUAGGGGAACUGCAGAUGAAUAGCCAAGCUUCCACGCCUAGUGGAACCUUUAGCUCAAAAAAGCAGAAGUGUUUUGGUCAGAGUGAUUCUAAUCCAGGAACACCAAGAAAGAAUCUGCAACCCAAAUCUGAAAAAGCUGUGAAUGCCACUCCAACAAAAACUAACAAAAGCCAAGGAAUUGUUGCAGCAGUUUCCCCAGCCAAGGUAAACAAAGAUACAAGAAACUCCACUCAACCCAAAACUGCUGAAACUGCUUCAGUGACCUUUGUAGAUGAUGAUAAAGUACCUAAAAAAAGUAGCAGUCAUAGUGACGAGCAAGGAAAAGGUGCAAAACAUGUGAUGGAUAAAUCUGGAAAACCAAUGAAAGAUAGGGAUGCCGUAGUUGGUCAAUCAUCUGUUAGCGACCAGUCUACAGUUUCUAAUGUAGCAGCUCCUUCAACCACUUCAUCUAAUGCUCCAGCUAUUUCCACUGCAUCUUCUGUUGUUCCAUCUACUUCCACUACCUUGACAGGUGUACCAUCUAUUUCCACUAGCUCAUCAAGUGCACCAACUACUUCAACCUCUUCAAAUGUUCCACCUCAGUCAACCUCUUAUACUGUUCCUGCUCCCUACACCAAGAUAUGUGACGUCAAAUUGAACACCAUGUGUGACCUUUAUGGAGUGGCCAAGUUUUUUAAGCCACCUUGGAAGUCCAGAGGCACAGACAUGUGUUCAGUAGUUGUUCUAGCAGAUCCAUCUUCAGAUGAACCACUUGAAUGUGUCAUGUUUAAAGAUGUGAUUCUUCUGCCUCAAGUAAGAAGAGUUGGUGAUAUAGUAAGGCUGCAUAGAAUGAACAUUAAGAAGUAUAAAGAUAAACUACAGGCUGUGUCUACAAGAGGAUUUUCUGCUCUUGUUUUUGAUGGCAAUCUCAAUAGUCCAGUCACAAAAGAAGCAGCAAGGGUCACCACUGGAAGUUUUUCCUUUAAUGAAAGUGAGAAAAAAGUUGUCCAGGCCUUAAAAGAAUGGCAUUUCUCAAGACCUGACCUUUUUGAAGAGGCAAAGUUUCUGACAGUGUCUACAGUUGAACCAGAUGUAUAUUUUGAUAUAAUUUGCCAAGUGAAAGGGAUGGCAAAACACACUAACAUUGACUGUUUUGUGCUGAGAGUUACAGAUGGUACCCAACCCAAGUAUGAUAUCAAGAGUUGUGUAGAUGAUGACUCUUAUGAAGAAGUUCUAGCAGUUGAUAGCAAUAAUCAAUCUCCAGUAUUUGAUGUUUUCUUAUAUGGAGAACAUUCCUCUCUAGUAAUGACCCUUGAUGUCAAAGCUGGUACAGUUUUAAUGCUUCACAAUGUGCACUCUAUUGCUACCCAAGGCGGUCCUGGAGCUAGUCUUCUAGAUGUACUGGAACCAACUCUUGAACUUUGUAUACACAGAGGUUCUGAAUAUGGGCGAGGAAUGGCUGUUUUAUCUCCUGAUAGUGAUGAUGCUAUGCAACUUCUCCAGAAACUAAAGCAGCAAGGUCAAAACUCUCCAACAAAACAGRCAUAAACACAAUAAAGUAUCAAAUAAAAUGCCUAUUACUGUAAUUUUCAUAAACUUGCGAACUCUGUAUCUGCAAGCUGCAUGCUGGAAGUUUUUUUGCUGUUUCCAGUCAAAAAUAUAAAAGGUACCAACUGAUUAGGUUUGAUUGAUGGCAGUGAAAAAGAAAAUUUCUGUUAUGCAGCUCGCAGACAGAGUUCGCAUGUCUAUUAACAUUUGCAGUAAGUACUGUAAGUUUGAAUAAAUAUGCUAUCUAACACAUAGUGUUUUUUAAUGUA